AUGAGUACCGAAGUCUUCCCUAUCAACCGCGCCAGCUCAAACGAACUCCAACUCACGAUCAUCCCCUUGGACGUAGUGAGCCCCGAGAUCGUGACUGACGUGUUUACCGUGAAUGCGCUCGGGCCCCUGACCCUAUACCAGGCCGUCAAGCCUUUGCUGGAGAAGUCCCAGGCCCCCAAGUGGGUGUCGGUCACUAGUGCCGCCGGUUCGAUUGGCCGGCUUCAGGUUUAUAGGGCUCACAUCGCUCCGGCGUACGGGAUCGCCAAGGCGGGGUUGAACUGGAUCACUACUGCCAUCCACAGCGCCAACAAGGACGUCGUCACCUUUGCCGUGCACCCCGGCCUCGUGCAAACGGAGAGCGGUAACAAGAGCGCCCGCGCGAUGGGCCUUCCCCAAGCCCCCAACUCUCAGCGCCAGAGUAUCGAUGCCGUUCUAGGCCUGAUUGAUAAUGCGUAA
This is a messenger RNA of Penicillium verrucosum, 456 nucleotides long. RefSeq lists its product as uncharacterized. The transcript is spliced from 5 exons. NCBI's taxonomy places the organism in Eukaryota, Fungi, Ascomycota, Eurotiomycetes, Eurotiales, Aspergillaceae. Bases 1 to 456 code for a protein of 151 amino acids. The record is from RefSeq and is a predicted model, not a curated record.